This is a messenger RNA of Acyrthosiphon pisum (pea aphid), 397 nucleotides long. RefSeq lists its product as uncharacterized. NCBI's taxonomy places the organism in Eukaryota, Metazoa, Arthropoda, Insecta, Hemiptera, Aphididae. The annotation marks the transcript as partial. The transcript has 2 exons. The record is from RefSeq and is a predicted model, not a curated record.
AUGCCAGAUAUAAAACAUUUACGUGUUUUUGGUACUGUCGUAUAUACACACAUACCAAAACAAAAACGUAAGAAGUGGGAUCCAAAGAGUGAAAAAGACAAAUUAGAGUUCACAGAUACACCGACUCAGAUCAAAGACGAUCCGGUCAAGGUCGAAUCGACGAUGGUCGACAACAGGAGUGGCAUGGUAUUGCGGGAUCGGAACACAUUAAAAGCGCCGAUCAGGUACAAUGUGUCGUCGUUCAUCGCCAAUUGCAACCAGCCACUAAAUCGUGAUGAAGCAAUCAGUGCCCCACAUAAAAAUGAAUUGGAGGACGCUAUGCACGAUGAAAUAACGUCGUUACACGAAAACAACACUUGGUCACUAGUUAAUUUGCCUCAGGGCAAGGUUGCAUUAC